Eleginops maclovinus (Patagonian blennie) is the source of this 5551-nucleotide messenger RNA. Its product is annotated as TRPM8 channel-associated factor homolog. The transcript is spliced from 11 exons. Gene Ontology annotation, biological process: positive regulation of protein targeting to membrane. Lineage: Eukaryota; Metazoa; Chordata; Actinopteri; Perciformes; Eleginopidae. Gene Ontology annotation, cellular component: plasma membrane. Bases 1915 to 4665 code for a protein of 916 amino acids. The record is from RefSeq and is a predicted model, not a curated record. Gene Ontology annotation, molecular function: transmembrane transporter binding.
ACACACACACACACACACACACACACACACACACACACACACACACACACACACACACACACUAUAUACACACUAUAGACACCGUCUGCUCCUGAUUUCCCAUCAUCUUAACCCUCUGUAGCGUGGGAAACAGAACAUUCUAAACACUUUAUCACUCACACCUGCACAUAAAUAACUCUACUGUACAGUUAAUUGGGCCCUUCAACUACAAUCCUUCCCCGGUAAUAUUAGUGAAAGAUUCUCGGCUGUCAGUAAAUCGUGCCUCAACACACAAGCUUAUUUCAUGCAGUGGCAUGUUACUAUAGCCCUGUACUUCCCAACCAUAUCUUAUGUGAAUGCCCCACAACAUUUUUAUAUUUCUUACUCAAGACGAAGUGUUAUAACAUGUCUGUUAACAUUUAAAUGAGGUGGCGGAGGGGGUUUGAUUUCUCAUGGAUAAGACUUUUUAGAAAAUACAAAUCAGACUUCUUACUUGUCCUUGCAUGCAAAUACCUGGGGGAGGCUGUGGCGCCACCAGUGUGUUGAUCUUCCGAUUAGGGGGUCCAGGGUUCAAUCCAGGUGAGCAUGUCAUUGUGUCCUUGGGCAAGACACUUCACCCCAAAUUGCUUUGGGGAAAGGAUUUACUAUUGCAAUUAAUCAAAAUCAUCACCACAAGUUAUACAUUUCUCACUCGCCAUUGAAUGUUAUAUGAAAAGAUUGAAUGAUCUUCCUUAAAAGCAAAAGGGAGUAUCAUUGUAUGUUUACCUGUUUUACUGCAAAAACGGCCUAGAUACAUCUCAGCUACUGUACAUUUAAAUGGUACUUACAAUAUCAGGCUACAGAAAACGUUAACAUUAGAACCUCUUGUUCUCAGUAAAGUAGGAAAGUUAACUUGUGCUGCAUACAAAUUGAAUAAGACCCAAUGACAUAUGAACUUGCAUUCUCUUAUCUUACUUGACCAUUUAAAAGAUUAUAGUUAUCUUUGCUGACACAUUUGCAAAUUGAAUACUGUGUGUGAAUUAUCUGUCUGUCGGUUGAUUCUUAAACUGUGUUUUUUGUUUUUGUUGUACACGUGUCUUUCUUGGAAAAGAGGUCCUCAAGGAAACUGCUUGUAUAAAUAAAGGAUAACUUUUUUUGUGUGUGAGGGAGACAGCUGACGUCUUCUGAGAGGAAGGUAAAGUAAAUAUCACUUUCUAUUAGAGAUGAUUGACCAAUUAAAAUAAGUGCAUGCGAGUGAACUUCUAGAACUUCUAUACGUAUACAUAUAUCUGAGUUUCCACUUUAUUACCUAAAGGCUACAGUGUUCAGAUUAUAAAUAUAAUGAACAAAAACAAAACUCCAGUAUUUUAAUUAAACUUGUUUUAUUUGUUAAAGAGGAUACAUCCGUAUGCUGUUGUGGACAACAUGCCACAAUACACAAGCUGAUGGCAUGCAGCAGCAUGUUAAUAGCAAAGUACAGCACACUUCAGGAAACAGAUCGUAUUCAUUACCGACCCCAAAUACUUCUAUAAUUUGUUCUUUUGAAAAUGUGUUAUGACUUGUCUUUUAACAAUCCAAUGAAGGGGAGGUUUGAUAUAUAAAGAGGGGGAUAGAGCUCCUUCCAACUAGACAAGAAAUGUGGUCUUAGAGGAAGGUGAGAUGAAUUUCAUUCUUUUGAAUCUUUGAAUUGUGAUAACUUGAUAAAAAUAAUGUACAUGUGUUUGAACCUAUAAAAAAAAGCCUAUUUGACAGGUUUUUGAGAAGGGCUUUGCAUGUUUUUAUAGCUUUUUGCUAAAUCAAGGACUUAUAUGUGAUGUAAAAUAAAGGUCUUAGGCCAAAGUGUGUUGUUGUGUAAAGGAUCUUAUUUUAAGCCCUGCUCAUUUACCUUUCUCAUUUUUAUUCCCACAGAACAGACUCACACAAAACAUCUCUCUCUUUGAAUAACUGUACUACACCAUGAGCAUCCAAACCACAAAAUCCUACCAUGAAGGGGCCUACCUGUCCCUGAUGAGAGGCUUGAAAGAGCUGGACACCAAUGGCCCUAGUGUGCCCUGUGACCUGGUGCUGAAUGGAGACCAUGCCUUUCCUUUAGCAAUCAACAGCCAAGGCCAGGUCUUGAUGGCAGCCUCUCGAUACGGCAGAGGAAAGAUUGUGGUCCUCGGUCAUGAGAGCUACCUGUACGCUUUCCCUGAUCUGGUAGAAAACGCUGUGACCUGGCUGAGAGGAGAAGGAUCUGACAACCUCUCUGUUGGGGUCUGCAGUAGCAUCAAAGCAGUGACUGAUAACCUCAUCAAAUCUGGCUUUAAAGCCAAAGUGGUUGGGUCCUUCAGUGACAGUGGAGAGGUUGGUGUUUAUGUGACAGAUGCUUACGGCGUGGAAGAAGACGCAAUAGACCUGGUGGCAUUUCUGAAAGCUGGAGGAGGCGUGCUGAUAGCAGGGCAGGCGUGGCACUGGGCUUCAACAAAGCCAAACGAGAACAUAAUUCUACAAUUUCCAGGGAAUAAAGUGUCUGGUGUGGCAGGGAUCUACUUUACUGCGCGUUAUGGUAAGGUAGAGAUCCUGCCUGUCUCCCCUCAGAUCCCAUCCCCAUGGAUGUCUUUACGUAUUGGUAAAGAUUUUAAAGAUGACCUGGAUAUCUUACUCGAAGGGAUUUCAGAGUUCGACCUCACCGAUGGUAUAAUAGCUUCUGAGGCACUAAUCCAUGGCCCGUUAGCCUUCCCCAUUGGUACCACUGAAGAGGGGCGGACUUUCCUGGCAGGAAGCUACUAUGGACGGGGGCGGGUCGUUGUGAUCACGCAUGAAUAUCCUCUGAAAUCAGAGAAACUGGUUUCUUUCUGGAAAAAUGCCAUUGAUUGGUUGGACCAAGGCCGGAAGGGAAUUGUUGGUGUAGAGCCUAACCUCAAACUUCUCAGCAAGUCAGGGUUAAAGUAUGAGGAGACAGCGUUCAGGAAAGACCUGAGCGUAUUUGUGUACCCAGCCUGGAAGGAAGAUCAUGUGGAGGAGAUACAAGACUUUGUAGCAGAGGGAGGAGGCCUGCUGAUUGGUGGGCAUGUGUGGAACUGGGCAAACAAAAACUUUGGGCUAAACCCAUUGACAGAUUUCUCUGGAAACAAGAUCCUGAACAAAAUGGGCUUGAGUCUGUUGCCAGCAACAAUUGAUCAAGGUUCCUACAAGGUUCCUAUGUCAACCCAGACCAAGGAAGACAACAACCACUUCCGACAUGUCCUCUCUCGCUUUGCUGGUCUUGUUACCAAGGGCGAAGAACUCCCGAUGCACGAGGAGAAACAACUUAAGAAACUGGAAAUGGAGUGUGCCAACUUCUUGAUGACGAAGGCUUAUGGCAGCUACUCCUACAAACAAGUGCUGUCCAUCCUCACUGACAUAUUAAAGAAGUUGGGCAUGCCACAGGUGAGUGUGAAGAACCCUGUGAAGAAUCCGAAAGACCACCUACUCCUCAGUGUGGGGACAGAGCUUUAUAAGGCAUCCCCAGAUCCUGAUGCUCUACUGCCGUACCUCAUCAAAGAUAUUCCCGUGUUGCCAGUUGUGAAAGGCCAAAGGAUCAGGAUUACUGUUAACACAGCAGAUGAGAAUGAGUGGAUCAGUACAGGUCUGUACCUCUCUCCUGGUAUGAAGACAGAGAUGAUCAUACCAGCAAACAUCGUCAACAAGAACUGGACGAUCCAGAUAGGUUGCCAGACAGACUAUCUGGAACAUGAGGAGCUGAAGAGAGCGAGGUCUGUUUGUGAGCGAUUUCCUGUCACUGCAGAGAAGAUGGAGGUGUGGAACCUGUGGGGGGGACUCAUCUACCUGGUGGCUCCACCCAACACAAAGGUGGAGGGGGCAGAGGUCAUAGUGCAAAUGGCUGUGCUUGCUCCUUAUUACAAGUCUGGUGUGACAACAGCAGCUGAUUGGUUGUUGCAGCGCACAGCUCCAGCACCAUGGGCAGAGUUUGAGUUUGAAAACAUCAUCUUUACCGUACCAUCAGACGUUGUUAAAAAAUUGGAGCGCCCUGAUGAGGUGGCAGCGCUGUGGAACGACGUCAUGAAGGGCAUUGCCGAUCUGGCUGCCAUACCACAAACAUUUUCCCGCAAAGAACGUAUAGUAGCAGAUGAGCAGAUUUCAGCUGGUUGGAUGCAUGCAGGCUAUCCAGUCAUGAUAACCACAUAUUCAGCUGCUGAGAUCUUCAGACCAGAUGAUGCCAGGACUGAAGGCCUGUGGGGAGAAAUCCAUGAACUGGGACACAACCAACAGAGAAGCUGCUGGGAGUUCAGACCAAACACCACAGAGGCCACAUGCAACCUGUGGUCAGUGUAUGUGCAUGAAGAGGUGCUUGGGCUCAACAGAGAAAAGGCUCAUUCAUCGAUGAUCUUGACAAAUCGGAAGAAUACUGUAGAUGAGUAUGUUAAGGGGGGCAAGAAACUCAGCGACUGGAAUGUGUGGACGGCCCUGGAGACAUACCUGCAGCUCCAAGGAAAAUUUGGCUGGGAUGCUUUUAAAAAGGUAUUUGCUGCCUACCAGAAGAUAAGCAACUACCCCAGUGACAACAAUGGAAAGAUGAACCUGUAUGCUGAGACCUUCUCCCAGACCGUGGGGAUGAACCUGUCUGCGUUCUUUAAGUCCUGGAGCUGGCCCAUCGACAGAGCCACUGAGGAGAAACUCUGCAAACUGCCUCCCUGGAGCGACCACCCCAUGCUCAAAUACGACUAAAAUAUUGACUGCAGCUCAAUAAAUUGCAAAGAGAUCAGUGUCAGUGUUUCAACAUGUCAAAGUAGAAAGAUGUUAGUAUUACCGUUUUUACAAACUUUACAAGUUUACAUUGCAAUUCUAUGUCUAAAUCACAUUUUCCCUACAAGUAUUUUUGCAGCUUGAAGCAGUUUAAAACCUUUGGUUGGGCUUCAAUGUACAAGAUGUCACUAAGAAUCAGAUGAAAUCUUUGGUUUAUUUCUAAGAGCAACUCUUUUAAAAGAAAGCUCCAUAAUGUGUCCCCUCUAUACAAAUACAAAUGUUUAUCAUAGUAGCUUAAGAUCGUUUUCAGAUGAAAUAAAUUGAAAGUUGGUAACAUCGACAUCAGCUUUGCAGCACUAUUAUACAAGCCAUCGAAGUAAAAAAAAAAGCAUAUUAUCUAGGUUGUCGUUUUAGGGUAAUACAACUCUAAUACACCUUGUAGUGCUGAGGUGGAGCUGUAGCAGUUUAGUUGGUUGGUUAGCUUCAAUGCAACAAAAAAAAAGAAGAAAUCUGACCACCUUAAAACGUUGGUUCUUCUACAGUAAUGUAGUCAUUGUAGGUCAUAUAAGUCUAAUAUGUUUACAGAUAUUUAGGUGUCAGGUGUUUUGUUAAUCAGUAGGCUGUUAAUUCCUUUUUAAAAAUAGUACAAUAUACUUAUACAUUAUUCCUGUGAUGGAUGAGGUUUGACUAUAACCCUGAAGGAGUGUCAUAUUUUUUUGACAAGGAAAUUAAGGUCAUUUAGACAUUCAUGCAAAAAAGUACAGUUUAUGACGUCACAAACUCAUUGUAUUUUCAAAAUGUGACCGAUUGAUAUGUGUCUUUACCGUCACUGGAAAAAAGACUCAAAUAAAAAUGUAUUUUAUCCCUA